UGGCUGCGAAGGCGAAUCGCGUGCUAAACGAAUUUUGCAAACAGUGCAAUUCUGAGUAAACCCCAAUGACACGAACUGUUUGGUGCGCCCUCUACCCUCUCUACCAGUAGAAAGCGUUCCCCACAAUCGAACAGGACGAGAAAACGUGGUUCAGAGACAUGCGUUUGGGCUGUUGCCUUCUAUCGCCUCUAGUCAAGCGAACGGCCGCAAUGAGUAACGUUCUUCUCACAGAAACUGAGCGUGCAGAGCAUUUAGCGCCUCUGCUAAAAAAUGGGUGGAGUCACAUCAAGGAGCGGGAUGCAAUUCAAAAGCAAUUUACACUGAAGGAUUUCAACGAGGCCUUUGGCUUCAUGUCGCGCGUGGCUCUCCGUGCGGAAAAGAUGAACCACCACCCUGAAUGGAGUAACGUUUACAACAAGGUCGAUAUUACCCUCGUCAGUCACGACGUGAGGGGUCUCUCCAUGAGGGACGUACGCCUUGCCAAGUUCAUUGAGAACGCGUCCAGCGAGAAGUCAGAUUAAAAAUAGCUUCGAAUCUAUUAUCAUGAGUGACGUUCCAUAUUUUUAAAAGUCCAUUUGCCAUAUUACUUGGCGAAUAAGCAGAAUACCAACUUUGUACGCUGUACCUGAGUUUAACUGAAUCGUAUUAAGGCAGUUUUUUGUUAAUUAAGAAAAGCAAGCUUCUAUUAAAAAAAAAUGAGAUUUUACGCGAAGGAUCUAAAUUAUAGUACAAUAUUCAACUUUAGCAUAAAUAAUAAAAGAAUAUGUGCCUGUAAUAAAGCAUUAUAUAUCUUUGCACUUAAUUGGUUUUAUAUAACAUGACUUUGCUCUUAACUUAUUUUUAUCAAUUAACUUUAAGAUAGAGGCUUGUUAUUGGUAUCUGACGGUUGAAUAAUUUAUUACAUUAUAUUCUAACGCAUAUGAAAUUUAUUGAAUUCCAACGGUAACUA
Messenger RNA from Varroa destructor (honeybee mite), 949 nucleotides. RefSeq names its product putative pterin-4-alpha-carbinolamine dehydratase. The record is from RefSeq and is a predicted model, not a curated record. NCBI's taxonomy places the organism in Eukaryota, Metazoa, Arthropoda, Arachnida, Mesostigmata, Varroidae. Gene Ontology annotation, biological process: tetrahydrobiopterin biosynthetic process. Gene Ontology annotation, molecular function: 4-alpha-hydroxytetrahydrobiopterin dehydratase activity.